CGGGACCGGAAGUGGGGGCCGGCGUGCAGCCCAGGGCCUGACAGGAGAGGCGUGCCCGGCCGGCGGCCGUACCUGACAGCGGGAGCGCGGUCCCGGAGCCGCCCGGCCCUGCGAUGGGCCUCCUGUCGGACCCGGUGCGCCGGCGCGCGCUUGCCCGCCUCGUGCUGCGCCUCAACGCGCCGCUCUGCGUGCUGAGCUACGUGGCGGGCAUCGCCUGGUUCCUGGCGCUGGCUUUCCCGCCGCUGACCCAGCGCACUUACAUGUCGGAGAACGCCAUGGGCUCCACCAUGGUGGAGGAGCAGUUUGCGGGCGGAGAGCGUGCCCGAAGCUUUGCCCGGGACUUCGCUGCCCACCGCAGGAAGUCGGGGGCUCUGCCAGUGGCUUGGCUGGAGCGGACGAUGCGGUCAGUGGGGCUGGAGGUCUACACGCAGAGUUUCUCCCGGAAACUGCCCUUUCCAGAUGAGACUCACGAGCGCUAUAUGGUGUCGGGCAUCAACGUGUACGGCAUCCUUCGGGCACCGCGCGCUGCCAGCACUGAGUCCCUGGUGCUCACCGUGCCCUGUGGCCCUGAGUCUCCCAACAGCCAGGCUGUGGGGCUGAUGCUGGCACUUGCUGCCCACUUCCGGGGGCACAUUUACUGGGCCAAAGACAUCAUCUUCCUGGUGACAGAACACGACCUUCUGGGCUCUGAGGCUUGGCUUGAAGCCUACCACGACGUCAAUGUCACUGGUAUGCAGUCAUCCCCUCUGCAGGGCCGGGCUGGGGCCAUCCAGGCAGCCGUGGCCCUGGAGCUGAGCAGUGAUGUGGUCACUAGCCUCGACGUGGCUGUGGAGGGACUCAACGGACAGCUGCCCAACCUGGACCUGCUCAACCUCUUCCAGACCUUCUGCCAGAAAGGGGGGCUCCUGUGCACGCUGCAGGGCAAGCUCCAGGACUGGACAUCAGCGGACGGGCCGCUGCAGGGUGUGCAAACGCUGCUGCUCAUGGCUCUGCAGCAGGCCUCUGGCCACCCCCACGGCGCCCACGGCCUCUUCCUGCGCUACCGCGUGGAGGCUCUAACUCUCCGUGGCGUCAAUAGCUUCCGCCAGUAUAAGUAUGACCUGGUGGCGGUCGGCAAGGCUCUGGAGGGCAUGUUCCGCAAACUCAACCACCUCCUGGAGCGCCUGCACCAGUCCUUCUUCUUCUACCUGCUCCCCGCGCUCUCCCGCUUCGUCUCCAUCGGCCUCUACAUGCCUGCCGCCGGCUUUUUGCUCCUGGUCCUUGGUCUCAAGGCUCUGGAACUGUGGGUGCAGCUGCAUGAGGCUGGAGUGGGUCCUGAGGAGGCUGCGGGGACCCCUGGGUCCAGUCCUCCCCUCCCUGCAACACAGCGCGUGGGGCUGGCCUCGCUCGUGGCACCCUUGCUGAUCUCCCAGGCUGUGGGCCUGGCCCUCUACGUCCUCCCAGUGCUGGGUCAACACGUGGCUGCCCAGCACUUCCCUGUGGCUGAGGCAGAGGCCGUGGUGCUGACGCUGCUGGCCGUCUAUGCAGCUGGCCUGGCCCUUCCACAUAGCACCCACUGGGUGCUGAGCACACAGGCCCCAGACAGGAGCUGGAUGGCGCUGAAGCUGGUGGCCCUGAUCUACCUGGCACUACAGCUGGCCUGCAUCACCCUCACCAACUUCUCUCUGGGCUUUCUGCUGGCUGCCACCAUGGUGCCCGGCGCUGCACUCACCAAGCCCUCCAGGCCCCGGCCACUCCGUGCUGCCCUGCUGGUGCUGACAAGCCCAGCAGCUGCGCUCCUGGGCGGCCUGUUCCUGUGGCAGCGGCUGCAGGAGGCGCCGCUCUCCCUGGCCGAGGGCUGGCGGCUCUUCCUGGCCGUGCUGGCUCAGGGCGUGCUGGCGCACCACACCUAUGGCGCCCUGCUCUUCCCGCUGCUGGCGCUGGGCCUCUUCCCCUGCUGGCUCCUCUUCUGGAAUGUUCUCUUCUGGAAGUGCUGAAGGCAGGUGGGAAUCCCCCACGCGCCCCAUGCUCUUCCCUUCCUGGGAAAUAAACAGUUCUGCUUAGCUGCCCUUCGGGCUCCUGGUCACA
Messenger RNA from Delphinapterus leucas (beluga whale), 2067 nucleotides. The record is from RefSeq and is a predicted model, not a curated record. NCBI's taxonomy places the organism in Eukaryota, Metazoa, Chordata, Mammalia, Artiodactyla, Monodontidae.